CCCGACUUUUUGAAGUAUUGCAUUCUUUUGGUUAUUUGGCUGGAAUGAUUAAAGAAUAUCAUGAUAUUCAUCUCAGUCAACGACUUUUGGAUCGUUUGGAAAAACGAUGGAACUCCUGGGAACAACCAUUAUUGAUAUUGUCUUUUGUUCUCCAUCCAAUGUAUCAAAUGGAACAAUUUAAUCACGAAUUAAAAAGUUUGACAUGGGUUAAUAUAGGCGAAUAUAUUUUAUACUAUUAUGUUGCAUGGUUCCAUCAACAACCAAAUUCAAUUUUACGAGAACUUGAGCUUUUUCAUCAAAAAAAAUCACCAUUUAAUAUCACGACAUCAAGACAAUUUGGCAAUAAUGUUAUUGGAUAUUGGAACUAUUGUGCAUCAUGUACUAAGGAAUUAGGCCAAGUUGCAUUACAAAUUCAUGGAAUUUGUGUAAAUGCAGCCUCUGUUGAACGUCUUUGGUCUUCAAUGGGAUUUAUCCAUUCUAAUCGACGUAAUAAAUUGCAG
Molecule: messenger RNA, 500 nt
Organism: Ambispora gerdemannii
Lineage: Eukaryota; Fungi; Glomeromycota; Glomeromycetes; Archaeosporales; Ambisporaceae
Source: the annotation of a GenBank genome assembly